AUGGCGGCCCACAUCAAGGUCGUGGCACGGUUCCGACCAGCCCAUGUCCCUGACGAUGCGCUGCAUGUAAGCAGCCAUCACGAGGUCGUGGUCGCGUUGGAUGGCACGUCGACCGUGCAAAUGACACGCGGCACCGAGACGAGUUUUGUGUUUGAUCAUGUGUUCCCGAUGGAUACGCCACAGGCCGACGUGUUUGAGUACGGUAUUAAGGACACGGUCGAAGAUGUGAUGCUUGGGUACAACGGCACGAUCUUUGCGUACGGCCAGACUGGGUCCGGUAAGACCUAUACGAUGAUGGUGCGUAGUCUCUUUCUGACGCGGCAGGGCCCCGACAUUCACGAUCCUCAUACGCGUGGCCUGAUUCCACGCAUCACUGAUCAGAUUUUCCACCGGAUUCUUACCAGUCCGCCCACGCUCGAAUACGUCGUAAAGGUCUCGUUCAUGGACAUUUACAUGGAGCGCGUUCGCGAUUUGCUAGCUCCGGACCGCACCAAUUUGCCAGUGCAUGAAGAUCGCGUUCGCGGAGUCUAUGUAAAAGGGCUCUCAGACAGCUACGUUGCGUCGCCAGCGGACGUGUACGAGGCGCUGCGCACAGGCAAUGCAGCGCGUGCAGUCUCCUCGACGCGCAUGAACACCGAGUCGUCACGAUCGCAUAGCAUAUUCACCUUUACUGUGCAGCAGCGAAAUACAGAGACGGGGGCGUCCAAGAGUGGACGCCUGUACCUUGUCGACUUGGCCGGCUCCGAGAAAGUCCAGAAAACAGGCGCGAGUGGUCAAACGUUAGAAGAGGCGAAGAAGAUCAAUAGGAGUCUCAGUGCGCUGGGCAUGGUCAUCAAUGCUCUGACCGAUGGCAAGUCGAUGCACGUCCCGUACCGUGACUCGAAGCUCACACGCAUCUUGCAGGAGUCGUUAGGCGGCAAUUCACGUACGACGCUGAUCAUCAACUGUUCUCCUGUUGCGUACAAUAUGGACGAGACCAUAUCUACGUUGCGGUUCGGUAUGCGGGCCAAAUCCAUCAAGAACAAUGCACGUGUGAAUGUCGAGCUUUCGCCCACGGAGCUUCGUGCCUUGGUCCGCAAAGCCUCGGCACAGACGCAUGCGUACAAACAACAUGCCGAGCAGCUGGAAAAGGAGCUGGAAGCAUGGCGCGCUGGUCGUGCGAUGCCUUCGACGCAAUGGAUACCCCUCCUUCGGCAAGGCGGCUCCCUGCCCACGAGUUCACGUCAUUCUGGGCCCUCGGCAGAGACGGCGGCUACCGAGGCGGCAACAGCCACUGAGACAGCACACGCCAAAGAAGUGCAUCGAUACCAACAGCGUGUGCAGGCGCUUGAGAUGGAGUUGCAGAACGAGAAGCUGAAGAAUGCUGCCUUGCAGAUAGACAUGAAAGAUCUCAAGGAGCAGUGUGACGAAUGGCAGGCGAAGGCGGCGGCGGCCGAAGAUACCGCGGCGGCCGCCACGGCUGCUGCCAAAGACGCGGCGCCCUCGACGCAUACGCGUGAAGAACGUGUCGAAGCGAUGCUAAAGGAAGUGACCGGUGCGUCUGUCCCGCUCGAGCCUCUAUUGGAUCUCGUGCAUGUGCUGUCUGUGGCGAGCCAGGAGACGUCAGCAGCGAUGCCGCUCACUACGGAGCAAGUGCAUACGCUGGAAGAAGGGCUUGUACAAACGCAUCUUGUGCUGUCUCAGCAAGUACAAGCCGCGCGCAUUGCGGCGCAGGAAAACGCUGUGCUGCAGCAGCAGAAGAAUGCCUUGUCGGAUCGAAACACUGCCUUGCAGCAGCGCUACGAUCUCAUUACCAACCAAAUUGGCGCGUUGGAGCAUGGGCUGCGUGUAGGCGACGAUGGCGCGUCGCAGUUGGCGGAGCUUCGUCAAGUGCUUGACGAGCAUUCGUCGGCCCACCAACUGAAUACGAGCACGGAAGCGACGCAUCUGGAGCAGCUACUUGCGAUUCGCAGCGAAGAGACGGCGGGUCUCACGCGCUCGCUGGACGAUCUACGUGCGAGUCACGAGGAGCAACGACGCGCGCUCGAGCUGCUGAGUGCGUCGCUGAUCCGCGGCGAGGCGCGUGGGCCGGAUCCGGCGAUUGUGCAGCGCCUUUUGGAUGCGUCCUGGCAGAUGGAGAAGACACGUGAACUUGUUUCGCUACGUUUGCGGGAGUACGAGCGGCUGAAAGAGCAGCUCAUGCAAGGUCUGCGGGAACGCAGCGAGCGUAUCGUGGAGAUGGAGAUGGAAGUCGAGGAAAUGCAAGACCACUAUCGCAUGCUGCUACAGAGUCUCAAUAUGCGUGUCCAGCAGCGCAAGAUGAGCAUGAUGGAACGCCGAUUGGAGCAGCUAACGAAUGUCCAACGACGUCUGAUCGACCAAAACUCUACCCUGAAACGCGAUGUGGCCUUGGCCGAGAAACGCUGGCAUGCGCGCCAUCAACGCGAGAACAUUCCUCCCUCGCCGACGUUGUCUGCCUCGUCGUUCACGUCGCGCGCUUGGUCCGACGUAUCGGAGCCGAUGAGCUACGCGCCACGCAUAGCCAAGCCCAUGCGCGGCGGUGGUGGUGGCAGCACGACGGCCGCAGAGGCACGCGUCGCCUCUCCACCCAAACCCAAGCGGUGGCUCUCCGGCGCGCCGUAG
Messenger RNA from Malassezia pachydermatis, 2622 nucleotides. RefSeq names its product kinesin heavy chain. Gene Ontology annotation, molecular function: microtubule motor activity; microtubule binding; ATP binding. NCBI's taxonomy places the organism in Eukaryota, Fungi, Basidiomycota, Malasseziomycetes, Malasseziales, Malasseziaceae. The coding region runs from base 1 to 2622 and encodes 873 amino acids. Gene Ontology annotation, biological process: microtubule-based movement. The transcript has 3 exons. The record is from RefSeq and is a predicted model, not a curated record.